Molecule: messenger RNA, 1140 nt
Organism: Aspergillus wentii DTO 134E9
Lineage: Eukaryota; Fungi; Ascomycota; Eurotiomycetes; Eurotiales; Aspergillaceae
Gene: clrD
Product: histone-lysine N-methyltransferase Clr4
Exons: 2
Cellular component (GO): nucleus
Molecular function (GO): protein binding; zinc ion binding; histone methyltransferase activity
Source: RefSeq, a predicted model, not a curated record
GCCAUCAGUGUCGUGAUCCCGUCUCCAUCAAGGAAGCUGAAAAAGGAGAUCGAAAACUCCCAGUGGGCGAAAUCUCCCCGUGCGGUUACGCCAGAAUUGACGGGCUUGUCUCAGAAGUUCUACCCCACGGACGACUAUGAGAGGAGAGCCCUGAAAGGCGCGUACCCGCGAGCUAAGAAGGUUCGUCGCGCUGAUGUCCCUCUCCUGCUUGGCACUCCCGGUCCGAUUUUGGAGACUAGACCCAGGGUGCAUGCGCAGCUGCUUGACUCGCUCAAGAGGAAGCUUUCGUUGAUUGAAGGGCCUGAGGUGACGCUCGCGCCGGGUGAUGAUAGUCUGCUCGCUGGGUUCGCGGCGAACUUUGAGUUCAUUAAUACAUACAAGGUCCGUAAGGGGGUGUCGCCUGUGCCGGAGUCGUUUAAUGCGGGCUGUGCUUGUGAUGGGGUGUGCAAUCCCAAGCAUUGUACCUGUCUUUCGGAGGAGAUCAACUCGGAUGAUAAGAUCAUGCCCUAUCAGCAAUGUGAAGAUGAUAGUCGGCUGUUGGUGCUUACGCCUGAUUUCCUCAAAAGAACCUCUAUGAUCUACGAGUGUAGUUCGCGCUGCAACUGUAACGACAGGUGCUGGAAUCACGUCGUCCAGCGCGGCCGAACAGUCCGAUUUGAAAUCUUCCACACAGGUAACCGCGGCUUCGGCCUGCGCUCCCCAGACCCCAUCCGCGCCGGCCAAUUUAUCGACUGCUACCUAGGCGAAGUCCUCACCAAAGAAACCGCCGACGUGCGCGAAGAACUCGCCGUCUCCAACCACCACAGCUCCUACCUCUUCGGCCUGGACUUUCUCGUCGACGAUGACGACAUCUACGUCGUGGACGGCCAAAAGUUCGGCGCCCCAACCCGCUUCAUCAAUCACUCGUGUAACCCCAACUGUCGCAUGUUCCCUGUCUCCCGCACGCACGGCGACGACAGACUCUACGACCUCGCUUUCUUCUCCCUGCGUGACAUCCCGCCUAUGACGGAGCUUACGUUCGACUAUAACCCCAACUGGGAGGGGGGGAGGAAGGUCGACCCGAAUGCUGUCAAGUGUUUGUGUGGGGAGAAGAGGUGUCGCGGCCAGCUUUGGCCUAAUCAGCGGAAGGGGACGAAGUGA